Molecule: messenger RNA, 570 nt
Organism: Eruca vesicaria subsp. sativa (arugula)
Lineage: Eukaryota; Viridiplantae; Streptophyta; Magnoliopsida; Brassicales; Brassicaceae
Source: the annotation of a GenBank genome assembly
AUGGCGGCGGCUACUGAAACAUCAUCAAGCGCUUCAUCAGUCGUCGACCUCCGACCUCUCUCUCCUUCCCUACAGAGAUUAGAGAAUCUCAUCCUCCAUUUAAAGAGACCUUCCACCACCACCACCUCCCUUUUAUCUACAAGGAAAAGACGAAAGUGUCCUCUGUGCACCCCCACGACGCAUCCUAGACCUUUCCGAUGCGAAUCUCACCGCGUAUCAACAAACGAGAACAUCGAAACCCUAGCUUCGAAGCCGAAGCGAAGUAGGUCUAGUAUCACCACGACGACGAGUAGUAGUAGUAGUUCUGGAUCGGAUAAGAAGAUCGGAAUUCUAGGUUUGAGGCUGAAGCGGAGGAGAAGGUGUUGUCCCACGACGAGUGAUUCGGGAUUGAAUCUGAGGAAAACGGCGUUGAUGAAUUCGUUGGCGGGGAUUGGGAGUGUGGAGGCGGAGAGAUGUAGGAAGUAUUUGAAGGAGAGUUUGGUUAAACCGUUGUCUCCUCGUUUCCGUUGUAAGUAUAGGCCACGGCCACGUCGUAGCCGGUUCUACGCAUUGCGUAAUGAUCAAGAUUAA